CCGGGCGUGAGGCACCCACUCUGGGAGCACAGAGAACUCAGGUAGUCGGGCUAGAUGGCGGCGCGCAGCCUGGGCCGCGGCGUCGGGAGGCUGCUGGGCAGCCUGCUAGGGCUCUCGGGGCAGCCCGCGCGGCCGCUGUGUCGGGUGAGCGCGCCGCUCAGGGCGGCCUCGGGACCACCUCGGGCGCGCCCCGCAGUUGCCGCAGCCUCACAGCCCGGCUCGGAGACCCAGGACGCCCCCAACUCUUGCGUCAGAGGAACCGGAGCCUCUCGCCUGCAGCUUGGCGUCCCCGAGCUGCGCCCAGAUCGCACCCCCUGCAGGGCCCCUCCUCAGUAUUCCGUCCGCCCCGCCAGCUCUAAGCAGUGGCUCCACGUCACCCCGUCCCUCAUCCCAUCCGGCCCCAGAUCCAGGUGCCCAGCUCGGGCCAGUGCCCGCGGGGACCCGGUGGCCGCUUGGGACGCCCCGCUGCUGGCCUUGCUCGGCGCGGCUCCUCGUCUGCUGACUCCAGGAUUGCGUUACCGGGUGCAUAGCGCCACUUGGGGGGCAAAACCGGCGAGGCCGCCGGGCUACGCCAAGCGCCCUGGCUACCUGAACCCAGACCCCAGCAGACAUGAGCAGUGCCCUCGGGGAGUGCAGCAGGCAGCGAGCAUCCUGGAAGAGUUGGGGGAUGCACAGAGAUUCCUGGACACCAGUAUUGACCAGUCUGCUGUGGAGGAGCCCGUGCUGCUAAUCCUCAGUCUCACAGUGUGCCGGUAUGCCGCAGAGCUGACUGUUUCUGCCAAAGGGGUCAUGUGUGAAGCUUGGAGGCAAGACAUCACUGAGGCAGAUGAGGAACUGCAGGAGCCAUACAAACAAGACAACCUGUCUGUGCUGAGUGUUCUCCAACAGCUCAGGCUGCACUGCCCAGCCCUGGCUGCAUCAGACCAGCCUUGGUGUGCCCCGGGAGCUUUGAAGGCCCAGGGCCCAUUGGGAGGGAGUAAAAACAUCAUCACUGAUGAGACAGAGUCCUGUCAGUGGGGAGAAGAAGGCCACAGCAAACUAGACCCCGCUCCAAAUCCCUCACCCUGGCCGAAUUCUCACUCCAAAAGCACCAAGUGUAACAUCUAUUGCUGCCCUCCGUCUGCAGAACAGGGACUGAAUUUCAUCACCAUUUACUGCAAUCUACAAAUGUUAAAAACUUUUCUUUUUCUGGAAAAAUACUUUCCAUGCAUUAAGUAUUCAAGUGCCUGUUAUCCUGGCACUUUUGAGCUGCAGUGUAUAUGACAUAACAUUUGCAGUAUUAUCCACCCCCAAUUUGCUCUGUGUUUUGGCCCUCCUCAAUCUCUGAUGGCUUUCUCUUCCUUGUGCUGCAGGGAACUGCUGGAGACAACCUGCCGUCUGGCCAACACGCUGAAGAGGCAUGGAGUCCGCCGUGGGGACUGUGUUGCCAUCUACAUGCCCGUGUCCCCACUGGCGGCAGCAAUGCUGGCCUGUGCCAGGACCGGGCUAUCCCACACAGUCAUCUUUGCUGGCUUCAGUACGGCGUCCUUGGCUGGGAGGAUCAAUGAUGCCAAGUGCAGGGUGGUUAUCACCUUCAACCAAGGACUCCGGGGUGGGUGCGUGAUGGAGCUGAAGAAAAUAGUGGAUGAGGCUGUGAAGCACUGCCCCACCGUGCAGCGUGUCCUGGUGGCUCACAGGACAGACAACAAGGUCCACAUGGGGGAUCUGGAUGUCCCGCUGGAGCAGGAAAUGGCCAAGGAAGACCCUGUAUGCGUCCCAGAGAGCAUGGGCAGCGAGGACGUGCUCUUCAUGCUGUACACCUCAGGGAGCACUGGAAUGCCCAAGGGCAUUGUCCAUACCCAGGCAGGCUACCUGCUCUAUGCCGCCCUGACCCACAAGCUUGUGUUCGACCACCGGCCAGGUGACAUCUUCGGCUGUGUGGCUGACAUUGGCUGGAUUACAGGACACAGCUACGUGGUGUAUGGGCCUCUCUGCAAUGGAGCCACCAGUGUCCUUUUUGAGAGCACCCCAGUUUACCCCAAUGCUGGUCGGUACUGGGAGACAGUAGAGAGGUUGAAGAUCAAUCAGUUCUAUGGCGCUCCAACGGCUGUCCGGCUGUUGCUGAAAUACGGUGAUGCUUGGGUGAAGAAGUACGAUCGCUCCUCCCUGCGGACCCUGGGGUCAGGUGAGUGGCCUGCCCUGCAGCAGGAGAGGGUGCACUUGGCUGUCGCAGUCUCCCAGCAUGUCCUGAUGCUGCAGGGCAUCUCCCUGCCCCUGUGGAUGUUCUGGAGUGCAGGUGUGACACAUAAGACACCCGAGCCGCCCAUGUGGCCAGCACUGAUCAUGCAACGAUACGGGGACGCUACCGGGACGAGAGCUGGCCCCAUCAACUGUGAGGCCUGGGAGUGGCUUCACAGGGUGGUGGGGGACAGCAGGUGCACGCUGGUGGACACCUGGUGGCAGACAGAAACGGGUGGCAUCUGCAUCGCACCACGGCCCUCGGAAGAAGGGGCGGAAAUCCUCCCUGGCAUGGCGAUGAGGCCCUUCUUUGGCAUCGUCCCCGUCCUCAUGGAUGAGAAGGGCAGCGUCGUGGAGGGCAGCAACGUCUCCGGGGCCCUGUGCAUCUCUCAGGCCUGGCCGGGCAUGGCCAGGACCAUCUAUGGCGACCACCAGCGAUUUGUGGACGCCUACUUCAAGGCCUACCCAGGCUAUUACUUCACUGGAGACGGGGCUCACCGAACUGAGGGCGGCUAUUACCAGAUCACAGGGCGGAUGGAUGAUGUCAUCAACAUCAGUGGCCACCGGCUGGGGACCGCAGAGAUUGAGGACGCCAUCGCCGACCACCCUGCAGUGCCAGAAAGUGCUGUCAUUGGCUACCCCCACGACAUCAAAGGAGAAGCUGCCUUUGCCUUCAUUGUGGUGAAAGAUAGUGCAGGUGACUCAGAUGUGGUGGUGCAGGAGCUCAAGUCCAUGGUGGCCACCAAGAUUGCCAAAUAUGCUGUGCCUGAUGAGAUCCUGGUGGUAAAACGUCUUCCAAAAACCAGGUCUGGGAAGGUCAUGCGGCGGCUCCUGAGGAAGAUCAUCACUAGUGAGGCCCAGGAGCUGGGGGACACUACCACCCUGGAGGACCCCAGCAUCAUCACGGAGAUCCUGAGUGCCUACCAGAAGUGCAAGGACAAGCAGCCUGCCGCUAAGUGAGCUGGCGCUUUGAGGGGCUCUUAGGAUGGGCGGGCACCCAGGCCCUGGCUUGUCCUUCCCAGAGGGUACCCCUGAGGUUGGCAUCUUCCUAAGUCCCAGAAGCAGCCCCCGCCCCACACAUGACCCACACCACCCUCACGUGAAGCUGGGCUGAGAGCCCUUUCUCCCAUCCAUUGGAGGUCCCAGGAGUAUCACCCGUGGAGAGGCUAUGCAACAUGCUAGGGCUGGCUCUGUCCUCCUGAGUUUGGUCUCCUGGAAUGAAGAGGCAUUGCCAUCUCCAUUUCUCUGCCCUCUUGAGCCAGCACAGGAAGGUGAGGCCCUGGGAUAGUACGCCUGCUCAGAUAACACAGAGCUAGUUAGCUAGUAGCAACAGUGUUUUCUCCAGAUGUGUCUAGAUACAAAGGGCAGAAAUCGUAUUUUUAUACUUUUAUAUUGUGGAAGAACAGCAUACAACACUCACAUGUAGUGUGUGGAUUUACUUGAACAUGUUCUUUUUAACAUAUAGUUAUGAAAAUCUCCUUUUUUGCCUCUACUGGUGGGAAACAUGAGGAUCAGAGGCCACAUUUUUAAUUAUUGUUAGUGUAUUUGGAAGUCUGAAUUGGAGAUGUUUGUACCUCUGUCUAAACAGCUCCCUUGAGAACUUCCAAGCCUCCAACAUCCUUUCCUGGUGACUGUUUCUCCUGUGCUUGGUUGUGUAUAGUGGAGCUAACUCCUAAGUGAUGGGGUAAAUGUGGCCACCUUAGUUCUGAAGCUACUCCAAUCAUGUUCUGUUUCUUCAAGCUGUGAUCCAGAAAGAUUUUUGUGCCCCCAGAUGCCUCUUGAUAGGAGAGGCAACACUCUCCAAAUAGGUGGGCUCUUCAGGGAAGCUAUUAGAAACUCAGGUCACUUGUUAGAGCACUAACUUGGUCAGAGCCAAGUCCUGGUAAAUGCUGCCUGACUUUCGCUCUGUGGUUGGGGCGGUGAGAACCACUGAGGUCCACUGAUGAGACUUGGAGAUCUGAAUCCAGUCUCUCUCUGUUUUAAUGUGACUUAGGUGCUGUCAACAUUAGCAAGAUAAUGGAAAUCAUGCCACCAGUGGGUGCUUACCUCCCAGCUAGGUAUGCAGGAGCUGGUGGUUGGCAGGGGAAGGAGGCCCAGUGAGCCGGGUCCCUUAGGUCAGGGAGAGUGUGUCCUCUUUGCCGCACAGUCUACCCCUCAGGGCCUUGUGGCAGUGCCGGUGUUGGGGGGGUGUCUGGGCUACUGAGUACCCACUCGGCCAUGGCGGUGCUGGCCUCUUGGGUGAGUGAGCCUGUGAUGCCCAGGAGGUGGUGGUGGCUGCAGUGCACACAAAUACUGAGUGGUGCUGUUUUGUUACAGACUUAGCAACAAAGGUCUGUGCCCUGGGCAUGGGGGGCUGUAGGGUAGCUAUGGCUGUGCAUUUGUGAAAUGGCUUAACUUUCCAUGUUGCUGAGAGGAAUCUGGACAUGGUCCCGGGCAUCUGAAUGAUCUGUAGGGGAGGGAGUUCAAAUAAAGCUUUAUUUUGUUCAUUUUC
Molecule: messenger RNA, 4708 nt
Organism: Chlorocebus sabaeus (green monkey)
Lineage: Eukaryota; Metazoa; Chordata; Mammalia; Primates; Cercopithecidae
Source: RefSeq, a predicted model, not a curated record